AUGGAGUUUCACUAUGUUCCGGAGGAAGGCGAGGAGAAGCCGAAGGCGGCGGAGAGCCAGGACGAUGGCUACGAAACGAGCAACAGCGGCGAGGCGCGGCGGAAGCCCUCCAGCACGGAGGGCUCGCCCGCACCCCCCGUGCCCCGCACUCCACCUCCCGAGCCGCCCUUCGAGCCCCUCCUUCAACGGCCCUUCCCGUCUCCCUAUCGACAUUUCGAACCCCCAGCGCCAGCGCCGCCACCGCAUCCCCACGACCCCGAACCGUACCAGCAUUUUCCCUUCCCCAAGUACAAUCACCCCCAGGACGCGUACGGUUUCAAACGGGAGCCGGACGCGCCGUACGACAUGAGCCAACACCAUCAGAUGCCACACCAGUUCGGUGCUAAACGUAGUGAGGACUUAUACAACGGAAUCAAACAAGAGUGUGAGGAUCCCUAUUCGUUCGUGGAGGACGACGCCAUGUGUGCUAUGCUUGGCCAGCAGCACCACAUACCGCCGCACAUGCAGCACCACGAACACCACCCCCAUCAGCAUCCGCAUAUGCAGAUGCACCCGCAACAGAUGAUGCUCAAUCAACCGAAGAAACGAGGCAGAAAGAAGAAGAUUAAAGAUGAAAAUGGUAUGGAAAUCAAAACGGAAGGCAUGGAAGGAGCACUGAUCCCCAGACCCGUGAAGGAGAGGAAAAAGCACGACAGAUUCAAUGGCAUGAGUGAAGAGGAGGUCUCAAGGCGAACCCUGCCCGACCACCUUGCUGAAAACCUCGACAUCAUCAUUAUCGGCAUAAACCCUGGACUGUUCGCAGCGUACAAGGGCCACCACUACGCGGGCCCCGGAAACCAUUUCUGGAAAUGUCUUUACCUUUCAGGGUUAACAAGGGAGCAGAUGAGCGCCGAUGAGGAUUACAAGCUAUUAAACUUUGGAAUCGGUUUCACGAACAUGGUGGCACGGCCCACGAAAGGCUCCGCGGACCUAACCAGGCGGGAAAUCAAGGAGGGCUCAGCGAUACUGCUGGAGAAACUGCAGACGUUUCGGCCGAAGGUCGCGGUCUUCAACGGAAAGCUCAUAUACGAGGUGUUCUCGGGGAAAAAGGACUUCUGCUUCGGAAAACAGCCGGACACCAUCGCUGGGACUAAUACAUACAUGUGGGUUAUGCCUUCGUCAUCCGCCCGUUGCGCUCAGCUGCCGCGGGCAGCAGACAAGGUUCCGUUCUACGCGGCGCUAAAGAAGUUCCGGGACUACUUGAACGGGCUGGUGGCCCACGUGGAUGAGGCUGAGCUGGUCUUCCCAGAUAACACGAGCCGUCGCCCGCAGGAAGAGAUGGAGAUACGCAGGCUGACGAUGGAGCCAGAACCAGGAGACACGAUCAUACUGGAGGACGGCACAGAAGUCCCUCUGAAGAAGAAGAGAGGGAGGCCGAAGAAGAUUAAGCUAGAGAACGGUGAAACCGCCCCGCCCACCCCCCGAGCGCCGAGGCAGCCGCGUCCGCCGCCCAGCUUAGACCCCAACGGGGAACAACCGCCUAAGAAGAAACGCGGCAGGCCAAAGAAGAUACGGCCGGAGGAGCAGCAGUUCUUGAUGCAGCAACAACAGCAGCAGCAGCAACAACAACAACAGACCAACUCAAUGCUCCAGCCGCAACUGACCUCAAUGUCAUCAUUACCACACGAACAGUCCUUCAUGAGCCACGGUGGAAGCGAGUUCCCCACUCAAAUGUCAUCGCCGCUGCAGCAGGGUAUGCUGUACCAUCAGCAUCAACAGCAGAUGCCGGAUGGGUCGCCAUAUUACCAGCCUAACAAUGGUGGUGGAAUGGACUCGCCAUUAGACGUGUCUGGAUCGCUAGGGCUGUCGCGCGCGGGAUACGCCUCGCCACGCGGUGUGUACGCCUCGCCCCGGUCGCAGCCCUAUUCACCCACGCCACAGCGUCUGUCCGCCACGCCCCAGCCUCAAGCACAGGGACAACAGUUCCCGUCAAGUCCAGCAGCGUUUUCGGCACCGUCUCCCCCACGUGGGUCUUUCGGUUCGCCCGGGGUCCGCGUGGGUGGGACUUUUGCGGCUCGCUCACCAUUAUACGCGAGCUCGCCUUCCUACCAGCAGCCAAGCCCGGCACCGCAAUCCCAGCCAAGGUUCGCCCACGAACAGAUGCCAUAUGGACGAGAUCCUAACGCACAGUCACAAGGAACGCCGUACUCCCAGUCGCCAGUACCGGCGGGUGUGGGCGUCAUGUCCGGGGGGAACAGCACGCCGUUCCCCGCAGCGUCGCCCGCGGGCGGUACCGGGCUGCACUCGUACACGCCGUCCCCCGCGCACACUCCGUACAGCCACCACUCGUCGCCCGCUGCGCCUGCGCCUCUUACGCCUGCCUAUACCGAGUCGCAUCAUUUUGCGCAGGGCGGCGGUUCAAACGGUGGAAACGCGUACGGCGGCGAACUGUCGCACGAUAUCGGCGCCGCGAUAUCAUCCCCCGGAGUGGUUUCCCCGGGGAUGGCGGCGCUCGAUUUCGAGCCGCCCCGGGACGACGCAAGCCCCAUGGGCAGCACGGACAUGCAUCCGGGCAGCAAUAGCAACUCUUCACUAUCUGACUAUAAUAAGCAACCGAGUGCAAGUGGCGCGGAAGUGUCUCCUGGAGGGGGAGUGGGUGUCGGCAGUGUUGGAGGGGGAUCGGUCGGUGGUUCCUUCAACAACAUGUACGAGCGGGACAUGCAAUAUGAAUCGGACAAACCGCACGACUACCACUAUGCGCAGGAGCAGGGUAAUGGAGUGUCCGAGAGUCCGCGGUUAGACCAGCUACAUCAGCAUCCCUCCAUGUUUCCUAGUAAUUUCAAUAGAUCUACGCCACCGGUCGGAGAGGAGACAGCGUUCUCCCCCAUGGCGUCUACCGCCUUCCGACCCGCUGAGCAUCACCAUCCACCAGGUUCGCCAAGCGAGUACGGCGGUGGCGAAAGCGGGCCAGGCACACCGAAGCCCAAGAAUCAAGACGUCUCCGCGAAGUCGCUCUCUGGACUCGAAUCGCUCGUGGACCAGAUCCCAUCCAUUGCGGAGGGUGGCGCGGGGGCGGGGGCCAACACUGCCGGAGGGGGAGGCACAGGGGAGCCACCUGCGCCGGCUGUGCCCGCUCUGCCCGAUUACACGCCUGCCUUGUACCCCCCUUAUCCGGCUUAUGGGACUCCGGCCUAUGGAAACAACGGUUAUGGCGGACCGUUCGUUGGUUACGGAGGCGGGUGGGGUACGCAGUUGAUGCGGCCUGCGCCUGGCUAUUUGCCGGACUGGCAGUACGGUUACGCGCCAGCUGGAUACGCGCCGUACAACACGCCCUACUACAAUGGUUACGCGGGACCGCCUCCCGCGCACCAUCAGCAGGCGCACUACCUAUCAGCGAGUCCCCUCCUAGACUUGCACAAGAAUGCGGAGUCGUCGGUACCCUCGGUGCCGUCGGUGCCAUCGGUUGGCUUCGGCGGUUUCUGGUGGGAUGUCGCGUGGACGGUUGCAAGCCGUCGGUUUGUGCUCAAUGACGUGCCGAGGGCCAGUGCGGUGGCUACUUAA
Leptosia nina is the source of this 3540-nucleotide messenger RNA. The record is from the annotation of a GenBank genome assembly. NCBI's taxonomy places the organism in Eukaryota, Metazoa, Arthropoda, Insecta, Lepidoptera, Pieridae.